AUGCAAAAUUUUGACAGUGAAGGCUUUGUGUUCUUUUGGGGAUGGGUGUUUCUUACGACAACCACGCUAGUAUUAAUUUUCAAAAAGGAAGUAGAUCACUCAGUUGAACCUGCCAAUGAUGGUGAAGAGGUUCAGUUGGGAAUCGUAGACACAUAUACCGUCUUGUGGAAAAUAGUGCGUUUGAAGCCGAUGCUCUGGAUGCUUGUGGUAUUGCUGACUGGAAAAUUCGCAUUUGCUGCUACAGAUGGUAUGACAGGUUUAAAACUUAUUGGAAUGGGUAUGCCAAAGGAUAAGCUUUCCAGUAUGGCUGUGUUUUUGACUCCACUACAGAUAUUUUUACCAUGGAUGAUUGGGAAAUAUACAGCCGGGCCACGCCCUUUAAAUAUUUUCCUUCUUGCAUAUCCUUAUAGAAUAUUUAUGGGGGGUGUGUUUGCCGCGUUAGUAUGGUGGACUCCUUCGUUUCGUGUGCCAGAUGGUGACUAUCCGCUGAUCUUGUAUGCUAUCUGGGUUGUUGGUUAUUGUUUUCACCAAGUGGCAUCGUACUGCAUGUUUGUUUCCAUGAUGGCAUUCAACGCGCAGAUCUCAGAUCCGAAGAUUGGUGGGACGUACAUGACUCUACUAAAUACACUCAAUAAUCUUGGUGGGAACUGGCCCGUAACUCUAAUCCUUAGUCUCACGGACUAUUUCACGUUUAAGAAUUGUGUUGCAAAGGGCACUAAGAAUGUUCUGUAUUCCUGCAAUACCAAAACAAUGGCAGAUCAGUGCUCCAAAGGAGGUGACGUGUGCGAAAUGGCUGUUGAUGGUUAUUAUAUUGCUGUGGCACUUUGUUCAGUAGUUGGUGUGAUUUGGUAUAGAGUGCUAUUCCCAAGGAUAAAGUGUUUCCAGAAACUACCGAGAAAAGAGUGGAGUGUAAUGAAAAAAUGA
Messenger RNA from Enterobius vermicularis (human pinworm), 924 nucleotides. The record is from the annotation of a GenBank genome assembly. Lineage: Eukaryota; Metazoa; Nematoda; Chromadorea; Rhabditida; Oxyuridae.